CAGCAGCCAACUGCGAGCAUCUACCACAACAACAGAGAACACUGCAAGGCGAGAAGGCGACUCUGGGAUUGACGGAAGGACAGAGGAACAGUGAGGCCAGAUAUCUGAACUCUCACAGCAUCACAGCAGUAAUGUUUUCUGCUUCAAGACGUUGCUUGAACUUCCAGUAAGCUGCCGACUAUGCCAUUCUGAAGCACCUGAAAUUAAGCUGUUCAACGUCAAGCUCUCACCUGCUCCAUACUUUAUUAAUGACCACUGGGACUGACGCACUGCAGCAUUGACAGAUGCACACAGAUGACAGCAGACAGGACAAGAACCCUCGCUGAAUUACUUAAGGUUUGAUCAAAACUGGAAAGUACAGUCACAGCAAACUAGACAUAGUUAUAAGGACAGUGAUUUUUCAUUAAAGUCUCCAAGCCUGACUUUAAAUGUUUUCCUGGUACAGUUGAAAUGAUUAGCAGGGUUAUUAGGGCCUUUGGUACAAUGUCUUUGAAUACUCUGUCUGAAUUUUAUCAGUACUAUAACUGUAAAUAUAACUGAGCAUGAUUAGACAUUAAGUGAGGAAAGGACUGCUGCGACUGGAGCGAUGUUCUUUAAAUAACUGUUUGUGAUUGGCCAGCGGGCUGGUUGGCAAGCAAGCCAGCCAGUGACGAGAUGCCCUCAAAGGUGUCGUGUCUGUACCUGCUCACAGUGCUCUGCUGGGCCAGCGCUCUCUGGUACCUCAGUGGCUCCCGGCCCUCCACCGCCUACGUGGGCCAGAUGUCCAUCCCCAUCCGCAAGCAAUCACCCAGGCUCCUGAAGAACAUGACCUUCAGCAACAUCCGUACGCGCACUCUCAACCCACACAGCUUCCGCUUCCUCAUCAAUGAGCCAAGCAAGUGUGAAGGCACCGCACCCUUCCUCCUCAUCCUCAUCAGCACCAACCACAAGGAGUUUGAUGCACGGCAGGCUAUCCGGGAGACGUGGGGCGAUGAGAGCUUGUACAGUGAGAUUCGCAUUGUCACACUCUUCCUUCUUGGCCACAAUUCUGAGCCCGUGCUCAACCAGAUGGUGGAGCAGGAGAGUCAGAUUUUCCAUGACAUCAUCGUGGAAGACUUCGAAGACUCCUACCACAACCUAACCUUGAAGACCCUGAUGGGAAUGCGCUGGGUGUCCUCCUUCUGUCCCAACGCCCAGUAUGUCAUGAAAACUGACAGUGACAUCUUCGUCAACAUGGACAAUCUUGUUCUGAACCUCCUGAGACCAAAUGCCAAGCCCAGGCAGCGUUUCUUCACAGGGCAUGUAAUAAAUGGAGGGCCCAUCCGGGACACUCGCAGCAAGUGGUACAUGUCUCGGGAGAUGUACCCCGAGAGCAAGUACCCACCUUUCUGUUCCGGAACUGGGUAUGUGUUCUCCGGAGACAUGGCAGAGUUGAUCUAUAAGACUUCCCUCCACACGCCCCUCAUUCACCUCGAGGACGUGUAUGUAGGCAUGUGCUUGCGCAAGCUGGGGGUUCACCCCAUCCAGAACAGUGGCUUCAACCACUGGAAGAUGAGCUACAGCCUCUGCCGGUACCGCAGGGUGGUCACUGUGCACCAGAUCUCACCAGAGGAGAUGCACAGGAUAUGGAACGACAUGUCUAGCAAGAAGCAUCUCAAGUGUUAACAAAGACCAGACACUGCUGGUUUGGGGAGAAAGAACAUGCUUUACAUCACCGCUUGGCUAUUCACAGACCCUUAAUGAUGCUUUUUGAUGAUUUUAUAAUCUCAAAACUCAAAUUGCAAGUGGUUCAGUUGUGGUCUAUGGUUUAUGGCAGGGGUGGCCAAUAUUAUCUGCAAAGGGCCACUGUGGCUGCAGGUUUUCAUUCCUACAGUGCAGGAGAUCACAUGAUCCUUUGUUUGACAGCUAAGCCAUUAAUCAAACUAGUGGAAUCAGGUGUUCUCUCGCUUGUUUGGAAUGCCCUUUGCAAAUAAGUUUGGACACCCCUGGUCUAUGGUAAAGAGUCUCGCAGGCCAGGCGUGAUGUCAUAACAAGAACAUUUGGGGACAACUAUAAGAAGCAUAGGUGUAAACGUUGACUUAGGUUGUGAACAAAUUGGGGGUGUCAUUUCUAAACCAGUUCAUCACCUAAUGAAGGAUGAUGUUAGAGUAGGGGGCGAAGACGCAUUUGUCAGAGUUUUCCAACAGACAGCAGGCCUGUCGUUAGCCUAUUGUCGUUUUCAUACAAUUAACAGUUCCACCAGGGAGAUCUCCAAAUCCCUAAAAAUUACAGACCCAAUCCCAUUUCACCCCUUGCCUGUACCACUUAGGCCUUAGCCUUUUACCACUAAACCACUCUGUUUUGCACAUUCAUGUCUAGGGUUAGGGUGUCCCAAUAUUUGUUGAGAUAGAGGGGUAGGGGCAAGUGUUAGGGCUAUUUAGCCCUUCAUAUGGAGGGUUUUCAGAAGCUCUGAGUGUUAAGAGAAAAAAGAAAAUCAGGCAAACUGACUGCGCAAGCGACCAAAGAAACCCACAAAUGUGAAUUUUCUCUAUUAACAAAUUAUGACCACUGCAUUAUUUUAUUAUCUUAAUGUUGUCUCAUUGCAUUAUAGUGGUUUUCUUCAUAACAAGCAUUAAAAGAUUGCUAAUAGCAUGCUAAUGUCUCGGUAGCUAGCUAGUUAAUUUUCCCGUUCCACCUUAAAUGGUCCAACUGUACUGAUGCCUGAAGUGCCAGAAUGUAACUGCUGCACCAUUUAAGGCGGAAUGGGAAAAUUCAAACAAAAAGCUGGUGAAUAUCUGACUUCAGCUUCGUAUCACCAAAGAAUUGGCAGUGGGCAAAAAUAAAUCUUAUACCCCCUUUCUGAAACCAUAUGAUGCCCUAAAUGUAACUAAAGUGAUGAUGCUGAACUUUCCCCUCCUCUGCUCUCGCUGAAGAUGGGCUGGUUCACCUACAGAGCACCACUAGUAGCUGUUCUUUUCUAUAUAUAUUUUUGAGGGUUGUCCCAUUUCUUGGGGCAAGAUUUCAACCACUACCCCUUGUAACUCAGUUCCAAGUGGUUAGGGUGACACUCUACAACAAUGGGUAGGGGUUAAAAGAAGAAAUGGGAUUGGGCCCAUUAGCAACGGAUUUCAUCGCAGUCCAGCACCAAACCUUUAACAAGUUGUCCCUAAAGGUGUAUUCUCAUUAUGAGAUCUGGCCCCUCAUAGAGUGGUUCUGUUGUAGAGGGACCUACAAGGUCUUUGUGUAUUAAUAUGAGCAGGUUCAUGUAAUCACAUUAAGAAUGUGUAAGGCAAAAUAUCCCAGAUCAGCAACUUCAGGUCUUUGAUGAAGCUCUGCAGCUGACUGGUUUCAAAGUCAUUCAGUUAAAACCUGAGCCGGGCAUGAAUGUUGUGCUGCAUAGUAUUGGUCGAAUGUGUGGGUAACCACUUUGUUCAUUUACUUUCUAAUUUCAAGAUUCAAAUAUACACAAGUCUGAUAGACCAUCAGUACCGUACGCCUGCCUCAGAGUCAGCAGAGAGCUACCAGCACAAAGCUGCAGUGUCCUGAUUUUUGCCAUUAGCUAAAAUCCUCAAUCCUACUUAAAACAUUGACUGAUCAAUUCAGUGUUGUCUUUGUAUUCAUAACUUUGUUGAUCCACAACUGUGCAAAUAUGAAGAAAAAAUACACCAGCAAGGGGCAAACAGGGGACAAGACAGUGAAGGAAACCUUAAUAACAACUUUGUCAGGCUAACAGGAGCUUAGAUUUGCUUGGAUGCACUGAGAUGCACAUAACAAAAAAAUGUGUGCAGCAGGCUGUGCAACUCAAAGUUACACACUGCAGAAUGCAAACAGGACAUUUCAUUUAAUCUGAGCUAAGUUUUUUGCUUGCUGUCACAGUAGAUCUGUGCCUCUGACAGAGGAAUCAGCAGAAACUUGUUUAACAUUUAGGUUUUUUAUAAGACAGCAAGACACCAGAUUCAUCACAUAAAAUAUAUCUGCAUAUCUAACAUUUAACCUUACUAGUGAGACAGGGCUGGCCUGUUUGGCUCCUGAUGGCUCCUAGUCCAAAACCCCUGGAGUAUUAAUCCAAGUGGUGUCAUAAACAAAAUCUGUGUAUAUUUUCAGCAGCUUUGCAAAGCAGUAGAGCUCAGUAGUGAACCGUAAUUAAACAAUUAAAAUAAAGUAAUGCCAAAAUAAAUGUACCAAUUCUCUGAGUAUAUUGAGAGAACACAUGGACACAAGGCCUCAUACAGACACACAUGCACACAUUUGCAACCCACAUGGCGUCGAUGUAUACAGACACAUAAAGUGCAGAUUGUACAUUAUUGGAAGUGAAGACAGUUUUUGGUUUUGUAUUCCAGCAUUUUACUUUACAUGAAACAAUAAUUAUGAGGUUAAAGUGCACUGUAUCUUCUCUGGUGAGGCUCUGCCGGGGCUGUCACAUGUCCACUUUUGGUUCCUGUUUGUUUUGAGGGCCUUCAGUAAGUGAAAUUCAUGGUGGUCAUAUUAUUGACUUAGUUAAGAACAGCCCACCCUUUGGCCAUAGUAGCUUUUGCAGUAUUUUUCAGGUUAAGUAUCUCCUGCAAGGUGAUACUUGUAUAGUAGUCUUUGACAUGAUACUGUGCAAAAGUUUGAGACCAAGUUUAAUUUAUUUGAUUUCCAUUCGAAACGGUCAUUAAGUACAACAUUCAUUUUUCAGGAGAUAUAACUCUGGGUGUCAACCCCAAAGUCCAGACCUCAACAUGUUCAGUAUGUUUGGGGUUUUUUUAAAAUAUAGUGUCCACUUACUGUCCUCUGAAUUAGACACUCCUAGCAUAUUGGUCCAUCUCAUAGAUGUAAAGUCAGAGAUGGCAGCUCAGUUGUUGCUGCACAUUUUGUGUUGGUCUUCUCUGUCCACAGGACACGAUUGGCUGUUUUUUUUUUUUGUUGUUUUUUUUUUUGGUGGACUGUUCUCAGUCCAGCAGUGGCA
Pygocentrus nattereri (red-bellied piranha) is the source of this 4906-nucleotide messenger RNA. RefSeq names its product UDP-Gal:betaGlcNAc beta 1,3-galactosyltransferase, polypeptide 1a (gene b3galt1a). Gene Ontology annotation, molecular function: N-acetyl-beta-D-glucosaminide beta-(1,3)-galactosyltransferase activity. NCBI's taxonomy places the organism in Eukaryota, Metazoa, Chordata, Actinopteri, Characiformes, Serrasalmidae. Gene Ontology annotation, cellular component: membrane. Bases 655 to 1644 code for a protein of 329 amino acids. The record is from RefSeq and is a predicted model, not a curated record. The transcript has 2 exons.